Molecule: messenger RNA, 3480 nt
Organism: Platichthys flesus (European flounder)
Lineage: Eukaryota; Metazoa; Chordata; Actinopteri; Pleuronectiformes; Pleuronectidae
Product: endosome/lysosome-associated apoptosis and autophagy regulator family member 2-like
Exons: 22
Coding region: 100-3114 (1004 amino acids)
Biological process (GO): positive regulation of BMP signaling pathway
Source: RefSeq, a predicted model, not a curated record
GAUACCCGGGCAGACGCAUCAAUGACUCGGGCUCCUCACGCACCGUCACCGCUCGGCCUCUUUCAGCGGACCGCCGGCUGCUCGUGAUCCGAGCUGAGGAUGCGGGAGCAGGCGUGGACCUCCCGGUUCCUCCGCUGCCUCCUGCUCAUCACCACGUCCUGCUCUUCAGCCGUGUCCGCGGACCUGCGGCCGUGCGAGGAGACAGACUACUACUACCAGUACACAGAGUGUGACAGCACCGGGUCACGAUGGAGAGUCACCAUCCCUCACAGUCCUGGUUCCUGCUCAGACCUUCCACCUCCGACCAGAGGAACCGACUGCUCCUUCUCCUGCCCGGCUGGAAAGUUCUUGGAGAUGUCCACGCAGCGGUGCACGUCCUGUGCAGCCGGCUCCUACUCUCUGGGCAGCGGCCUCCGCUUCGACCAAUGGGACGCCAUCCCUGCCGGCUUCACCAGCCUGGCCAGCUUCCUGGACCCGGGGCCGAACGGCGAGGACAUUCUGGCGUGCAACAGCUCAUCGUGGACGCCGCAGGGUGUUUACCUGGAAUCGAACCGUGACGAGUGCACGGUGUCUCUGGUUUACGCGGUUCAUCUGGAGAAACAGGGCUCUGUCUCCUUCACCUACCAGUUCCCCGACAACAACAUCUUCUUUGAGUUCUAUGUGCAGAAUGAACAGUGUCAGGAAAUGGCCCAGACUGACGACCAGAAGUGGAUUAAAGCCACCAGCAAUGGAGAGUGGGACACACACACGGUGAGUCUAAAGUCUGGCACAAACAUCUUAUACUGGAGAACCACCGGCAUCCUGGUGGGAGGGAAGAUGGUCAAACCAGUGCUGCUCAAGAACAUUCAGAUAGAAGGUGUAGCCUACACGUCCGAGUGUUUUCCGUGUCGACCCGGCUGGUUCAGCGAAUCCCCCGGCUCCUCGUCCUGUCAGCCGUGUCCCAGCAACACCUACUCCGUGAAGGGGGCGUCGUCCUGUGCAGCCUGCCCCGAACACUACUACUCACACGAGGGAUGGGCAGAAUGUAAAGUGAGGCAGCCGUGCUCAGAGGAGGAUUAUUUCCAGAUCCACACGGCCUGCGACAGCGACGGGAAGACGCAGGUGUUGUAUCGCUGGGUGGAGCCAAAGAUUUGCGUGGAGAACGUCACGGGAGCGGUGGAGCUUCCUGCGACCGGAGAUAGAGAAGCCUGCCCCCCCUGCAACCCCGGCUACUACAACAGCAACGACUCCACCUGCCUGCCCUGCCCACGGGGGAGCCACUCCGACGGCACCAACGCGUGUGCUAAAUGUUCUGCAGGUACAGAGCCUGUGUUGGGUUACAAGUAUAAAUGGUGGAACGUGCUGCCUUCCAACAUGAAGACUUCCUGUUUCAACGUGGGCAACUCCAAAUGUGACGACAUGAAUGGCUGGGAGGUGGCAGGAGACCACGUCCGCAGCGGAGCAGGAAGUUCAGACAACGACUAUCUGAUCCUCAGUCUGCACGUGCCCGGUUUUAAAGUCCCUGCUUCUCUCUCAGGGAUGACCGGUGGAGAGUUUGGCCGAAUAACCUUCGUGUUCGAGACCCUGUGCUCUGCCGACUGUGAGCUCUACUUCAUGAUGGAUGUGAACAGGAAGAGCACGAACGUUGUGGAGUCGUGGGAAGGCAGCAAAGGGAAACAGUCGUACUCGCACAGUAUGACCAGGAACGCCUCGGUCUCGUACACGUGGGCCUUCCAGAGAACCAACCGCGCUCUGGAUGAGCGUCGGUACGUCAGUGACAUGGUGAAGCUCUACUCCAUCAGCGUGACCAACGUGCUGGACGGCGUGGCGUCGGCGUGCCGCGCCUGCGCCCUGAUCCCGGAGAACUCCCAGCGGUCCGGCGCCCUCUGUGUCCCCUGUCCCGCCGGCUUCUAUAUCGACAGGAACACCAACCGAUGCCAGGAGUGUCCGCCCAACACGCACCUGGCCGGUCGGCACACCUACGGGCAGGACGCCUGUGUCCCGUGUGGACCGGGCAGCGUCAGCAACAAGGAGCACUCUCGUUGCUACAGCGACUGCUCCUUCACGUACACGGAGAACAACCGAACUCUGACCUUUGACCUCAGCCCUCUGAGCGCCGAGGCCUCGCUGACCAUCGGCCCAAGCUUCACCUCCAAAGGCACGAAAUACCUUCACCUGUUCAACAUCAGCCUCUGUGGCCACGAGGGGAGGAGAGCUGCUGUGUGCACGGACAACGUCACGGGCGUGUCCAGCAAAGACGAGCAGGGAGACGCGGCCCAGUUCGUGAACUCGGUGGACAGCUUCAUCUGCCAGUCCACCAUCAUACCGGCGGACGGCCGCGGCUUCAGGAUGGCCAUCUCCUCCCAGUCCAUCAGCCUGGCAGACACCUUCGUUGGAGCAACAGCCGACACCGUCCUGAACGGCAUGAACGCCAAACCAGAUCUUUUCCCAGAAAACUCCCAGGGCCUUCCAGACAUCAACUUCUUCUACAGGUCCACUCAGGCAACAGCCUCCUGUGAUCAGGGCCGAAGUUCAGUCAUCACAGUUCGCUGUAACCCAGAGAAAUCUGAUCGAGGAGAAGUCUCUGUUCCCAGCUCCUGUCCUGCAGGAACAUGUGAUGGAUGCACGUUUCACUUCCUGUGGGAGAGCUCCAGCGCCUGUCCACGCUGCGCCGGGGACGACUACCACAAGAUAGAGGGAGCGUGCAAGGGUGGCGUCCAGGAAACCCUGUACGUGUGGAACGAGCCCAAGUUGUGCACCAGAGGCGUCUCGCUGCCUCCUCGAAGCUCCUCCCCCUGUGAGGCCAUCGCCCUGUGGCUGAAGGUCGGCGUUGGGGGCGGGGCCUUCGUGGCCGUGCUGCUCAUCUCGCUCACCUGUUAUUUCUGGAAGAAAAACAAGAGGCUGGAGUACAAGUACUCCCGCCUGGUGAUGUCUGCCAACAAGGAUGGCGAGCUCCCGGCCGCCGACAGCUGUGCCCUGGCGGAGGGGGAGGAGCCUGACGAUGACGUGGUCUACACCAAGAAACCAACGCUGCUGGGGAAACUCCGAGCCAUCGCCAGCAAGUACGAGGCCGGCGAGAGCAGUGAGUCCGUGCAGCUGAACUCCUCCCACUCCGACCGAUGGGUUCUGGGAUAAAACCGGGAAACAGACGCAGAGUUAAAUAACGGAGGAGCAGUCGGUCGUCGGCAGCGUCACCGUCCCACCGCCGUACGUGACCCUUCGUUGUGGGAGGAGCUAGAACACAGAUCCCAGCUUUCACUGGAGAACCAUCGUUUCCUGGUUCCCUGGCGAGGAAAACGUCUUUUUACCCCACGACACAGGAAACAGGGUCCUGCUUCUUCAACGCCCCGGAAGCUCGACGGCAGCAAGAGAAAAACAAACACGCUUUUAAUGUUUUUUGUAUAUUUUGUAUCUUCAUCUGUUUCUUUUCUGUUCAGAUUCAUGUAUUUAUAUCAGUGUUAUAACGAUGAACCUUUAUUAAAGUCCCAUUUGGCUUUGGAA